Messenger RNA from Lipotes vexillifer (Yangtze River dolphin), 1382 nucleotides. It is a transcript of the gene PAX8, whose product is annotated as paired box 8. NCBI's taxonomy places the organism in Eukaryota, Metazoa, Chordata, Mammalia, Artiodactyla, Lipotidae. The transcript is spliced from 10 exons. Gene Ontology annotation, molecular function: RNA polymerase II cis-regulatory region sequence-specific DNA binding; DNA-binding transcription factor activity, RNA polymerase II-specific. The coding region runs from base 173 to 1039 and encodes 288 amino acids. Gene Ontology annotation, biological process: anatomical structure development; regulation of transcription by RNA polymerase II. The record is from RefSeq and is a predicted model, not a curated record.
AAACUUCGGAAGGAGGAGAGACGCGGGGCCCAGGGCACCCUCGUGGGCGGACCCGGGCAGUGAAGGCCUGUGGCCUGCCGGCCGGCCAGGGCAGCGGCGUGGCGGUGGGCGCAGCGGGGACCUGCGUGAGGAAGCCCUGAGCCCUCGGCGGGCUGCGAGUGACUCCGCGGCGAUGCCUCACAACUCCAUCAGAUCGGGCCACGGAGGGCUGAACCAGCUGGGAGGGGCCUUUGUGAAUGGCAGACCCCUGCCCGAAGUGGUGCGUCAGCGCAUCGUGGACCUGGCCCACCAGGGCGUGAGGCCCUGCGACAUCUCCCGCCAGCUCCGAGUCAGCCAUGGCUGUGUCAGCAAGAUCCUUGGCAGGUACUACGAGACUGGCAGCAUCCGGCCUGGAGUGAUAGGGGGCUCGAAGCCCAAGGUGGCCACCCCCAAGGUGGUGGAGAAAAUCGGGGACUACAAACGGCAGAACCCGACCAUGUUUGCCUGGGAGAUCCGAGACCGGCUCCUGGCCGAGGGCGUCUGUGACAACGACACUGUGCCCAGUGUCAGCUCCAUCAACAGAAUCAUCCGGACCAAAGUGCAGCAACCAUUCAACCUUCCCAUGGACGGCUGCGUGGCCACCAAGUCCCUGAGCCCAGGACACACGCUGAUCCCCAGCUCAGCCGUGACGCCCCCAGAGUCUCCCCAGUCCGAUUCUCUGGGUUCAACCUACUCCAUCAACGGGCUCCUGGGGAUCGCACAGCCUGGCAGCGACAGCAAGAGGAAGCUGGAUGACAGUGACCAGGACAGCUGUCGGCUGAGCCUUGACUCCCAGAGCAGCGGCAGCGGGCCCCGCAAGCACCUUCGCACGGACGCCUUCAGCCAGCACCACCUUGAGCCUCUUGAGUGCCCCUUUGAUCGGCAGCAGUACCCAGAGGCCUAUGUCUCCCCGAGCCACACCAAAGGAGAGAAGGAAGCGAGUACUCUGGCAACACCUAUGGCCACACCCCCUACUCCUCCUACAGCGAGGCCUGGCGCUUCCCCAACUCCAGCUUGCUGAGUUCCCCGUAUUAUUACAGUUCCACAUCAAGGCCAAGCGCGCCACCUACCACUGCCGCGGCCUUUGACCAUCUGUAGUUGCCAUGGGGACAGUGGGAGCGACUGAGCAACAGAAGGACUUGGCCUGGGACGGGCCCCAGAGAGUCACACAAAGGAAUCUUUAUUUAUUACAUGAAAAAUAACCACAAAUCCAGCAUCACGGCUCCCUCCCUGUGUGGUUGAUUUAAUGAACCAUGAGAGACCGGACGACGUUGGAGAAGGGCCACGCUGUCCUCCAGGAUUCCUUAAUGAGGGGCAGGAGUCCCAGGGGGACAGAACCGUCCCGUUCCAAAGAGACAAAAUUG